AUGAGAGGUAGAGGUUGGAAGUCAUUAGGAAGGAGGGACAAACAUGAGAGAGUGAGGGGUUGAAAAAGAGAGUGACAGACCUGCAGUGCUCUAGAAAGUGAGACAGAAGAUAAAAGGAAGCAGAGACAAACCAGACACACACAGGGACUUCGCAGACACACAUCUCUCUCUCACUCAUACAUACACGCUCAGUCAGCAGCAGCAUGUUUCGGUGGAGGAACCUCCAGGCAGUGUGUGUCCUGUCGCUGUGUGUGUGUUUGGCUCUUGCCUACGAGGAUGUUAUCGAGGUCGACUACACUGACAGCUACGGCAAUGAAAUCCCAGAUGGAGAGACACCAGCACCCACGCCGAGCCCUGCGCCCUGCAGUUCUCCUGACCUGACCAAAUGGGACAAAAUCUUCUCAAUGCUGGAGAACAGUCAGAUGAGGGAGAACAUGCUGCUUCAGUACGUCGACAAUAUCAUCAAGGUGGAGAUGGGGUCACUGCGUGGGGACAUUCUCAGGCUUGUAGACCAGUAUGGCGGCUCCUGUGGGGCUGCAGUGGAGACAGCAGGAAGAAGGAUGGCCUCGCAGCUGGAAGACCGUCUCAGAGAAACCCUAAUGCUCCUCAAACUUGGAGAUCAGGCUUCUGCUGCUGUUGCUUCUUCUGAGAGUUCUUUCGAGGAUUACAACAACCUGAAGGAAACGCUAUACCGGCUCCUCAUCAUGGGACGAACACAAGUCUCCCGACUCACCAAUUUGGAGGCCAGCUGCUUCAGCAGCUCAGGUAGUGGGGGGUCUGGGCACUGGGCACAAAAGGUCACAUCACAAGAAGUGGCUUUAGAAGGGGCGCUGGCUGCACUGCAACAAAUGAGGCUGGAGAUGGGGGAGGUGCUGAGGUCAUCUAAGCAAAGAUACCUACCUGCAGGUUGCGAGAUGGCCCUCCUCUUUCCCAUGCGCUCCCGUCGAAUCUACACCUCUGUCAUACCAGACAUGCCUCUCUCCAUCUCCUCCUUCACUGUCUGCAUGUGGGUGAAGCCCACCGCUGUCGCCAACAAAACCGUGCUGUUCUCCUACGGCAACCGCCGCAACCCAUAUGAGAUCCAGCUGCUAAUCGGACAAAACUCUGUGCUCUUCACCGUUGGAGGAGAGGCUCAUCUGGUGGAGGCAAGGAGCAUAGUGAUCCCAAGAGAGUGGAUGCACUUAUGUGGAGCUUGGUUCUCCGAGCAGGGUCUGGCAUCGCUGUGGGUAGGUGGGAAAAAAGUGGCCACAACACCCGGAGUGGCUGAGGAGCAUGUCUUGCCUGACGGAGGCACACUCCAGCUGGGGCAAGAAAGAAACGGUUGCUGCCCUCUGUCUCGAGGCAGCGGGAGCGGCAUGGCGGGGUUUGAGGAAGGGUUCGAUUCCAAGCUGGCAUUCGCUGGGAAGAUGACGGGGGUGAACAUGUGGGACAGCGUCCUGUCAGAGGAAGAAAUUUCUGCUUUGGCUUUGAGGGAGGGCCAGGGCUGCGAGCAGAGGGGGAACAUAGUUGCGUGGGGUGUGACGGAAAUGGUGCCACAUGGAGGCGCUGAGUUCAUCAACUAACAGACUUCUGCUCUCUGUGAUUUUCAUCAUCAUAGUCAACAUCACCAAAAUAAUCAGCAACAUCGUAAUAAGCUUUAAUGUAAAAAGGGAAGAAAGCAACUUAACUGUUUUUAUCAUGAUCAUCAUCAUCACCAUCGUUAUCAUCUUUGUCCCUGUAAUGUCCCUUAAACAUCUGAAUUAGUUGUAAGUACUAUUUGUAAGAAUAGUUUUAUUCAUCAUGUCCAUUGCUUUUAUAAUGAACCCUUAUGCUGCAAUGAACUGUGCUGGACAUAUUCAAAUGGGGAAAGAAAAAAAGAAACGCUGAUGCUGUGAGAGACUGAAAACUUUAUUUUUGUAACAUAACCUUCUGAACUGAAGCCAUCACACACACAUGCUACACUCA
This is a messenger RNA of Monopterus albus (swamp eel), 1944 nucleotides long. It is a transcript of the gene ptx3a, whose product is annotated as pentraxin 3, long a. Gene Ontology annotation, molecular function: complement component C1q complex binding. The coding region runs from base 204 to 1562 and encodes 452 amino acids. Gene Ontology annotation, biological process: innate immune response. The transcript is spliced from 4 exons. Lineage: Eukaryota; Metazoa; Chordata; Actinopteri; Synbranchiformes; Synbranchidae. The record is from RefSeq and is a predicted model, not a curated record.